Messenger RNA from Taeniopygia guttata (zebra finch), 2797 nucleotides. The record is from RefSeq and is a predicted model, not a curated record. Lineage: Eukaryota; Metazoa; Chordata; Aves; Passeriformes; Estrildidae.
CGCGCCUGCUCGGGCCGGUGGGCUGGGGCUCGGCGGCCGUGCUGGGACUGCUGACGGGAGUUGUCUUCGUCCUGGUCCUGAUCCCGGCAAAGGAUGCUGUCCUUCCUACCAGGAUCAAAGCCAGCUUUACAGGACUUAGCCUCAUCAAGGUGGCACUGGGCAGAUCAACCUCCCCCAAACCACGGUCGUGGCUGCUUGGUCACCUGCUGGGUUCACACCUCUCUUCCCUACUGCUUUCUGCUGCUGCUCUGUUAAAAAACGUCAGCUUUUGUGAGAUUUGCCAAAGGCCUGGGAGCAGCUUGAGCCCUUUGGGCCAUGCUCAGCUGCCUCCCUGCUCUGCGAUCACCCCGCUGACCUGCGCGUCCUUCCUGUGACUCGCUGGAGUGGCAAACCCGGGUCUGUUAGAGUACGGUCUGGUGUUUGACGCUGGCUCCACACACACGUCCCUCUACAUCUACCGGUGGCCCGCGGACAAGGAGAACGACACCGGCAUUGUGUCCCAGGUGGAGGCCUGCUCUGUGGCUGGACCUGGCAUCUCCAGCUACGCAGACGACCCCGCGGGGGCUGGCGCCGGCCUGAAGCCGUGCCUGGACAGGGCCAUGAAGAUCGUCCCGGCCGAGCAGCAGCGGGAGACCCCCACGUACCUGGGGGCCACGGCCGGCAUGCGGCUGCUGAGGGAGGAGAACAGCACCAAGGCCGAGCAGGUCUUGGCCGAGGUGUCCAAGGCCAUUGGGGCGUACCCUGUGGAUUUCCGUGGAGCUCGGAUCCUGACGGGGAGUGAGGAGGGUUCCUUUGGCUGGAUCACUGUCAACUACCUGCUGGAGACACUGGUCAAGUUCUCGUUUGCAGAGAAAUGGGCACAUCCCCAGGACACCGAGGUUCUGGGAGCUCUGGACCUUGGCGGUGCCUCGACGCAGAUCACCUUCCAGCCCGGGGUGCCCGUGGAGGACAGGAACACGUCCGUGUUCUUCCGGCUGUACGGCACCGACUACUCCCUGUACAGCCACAGCUACCUGUGCUACGGGCAGAGCCAGGCCCUGAAGAUGCUGCUGGCAGCUCUGCACCAGGCCAGCUCGCGUGCCCAGAUCUCCCACCCCUGCUACCCCAAGGGGUACAAGGAGACCAUCACCGUGGCAGAGCUCUACAACAGCCCCUGUGUGCGUGCGCCAAGCUCAGCCAGGCCUGGCCUCGUCCUCACGGUGACGGGGACAGGGGACACAGACACGUGUCACGCGGCCGUCCAGAGACUCUUCGACUUCAGCUGCGGGGCGCAGGGGCCGUGCGGGUUCAAUGGGGUCUAUCAGCCCCCUGUGCGGGGACACUUCUUCGUAAGCAGCCACCGACCCCGCCCCUGGGGAGGGCCAAUGGGAUUUUGGGGCACAGCCCCUGGAAAACUGCUCUGGAAGUGUCUGAGUAGUGUCUGGAAGUGCCAGCCCUGGGAGGCCUUCUCAGGGUUUUAUCACAGCCUUCACUUUCUGAACCUGACAGGAGGGCAGUCCCUGAGCUUGGUCAAUGCCACCAUCAGGAAGAUAUGCAACAGCAGCUGGAAACAGGUGCAGGAGUUGUUCCCCACAGCGAGCAGGACCCAGAUCCGUGAUGCCUGCACAGCCAGCUCCUACACCCUCACCCUCCUGCUGCAAGGCUACAAAUUCAACGUCACAACAUGGCCUAACAUCCACUUCAUCCGGCAGGUUGCUAACACAGAUGUGGGCUGGACUCUGGGUUACAUGCUCAAUCUCACCAACAUGAUCCCCUCGGAGCCUCCCCCAGCAGUCGUGGGGCUCCUGAGAAGCAUCUGGAUAGCAGCCACGGUUCUGCUGGCCAUCAUGCUCCUCCUCAGCUCCUGCCUGCUCACAGCCACGUGCUGCCAGAGAGACUCCUCCGGCUAUGAGCAGCUGUAGCAGCACUGCCUCCAGGGGCUGCCAGGCCACCAGUCCUCCUGCCACACUCUGCAAGGAGCUGCUUCCCGAGAACCACCCCUGUGUGCCCAGAGGCCAUGAACUUGUCCUGAGGGGCCCUGAGUGCUGGCCUGGUGAGCUGGAACUGGCACAGCUGUAAAACACCCUCCUCAUAGCUGUGUGCUCUCUGUUCUCCUUUCCCUGUGCUGCUGGUUGGAGAUGCUCCAGGAGGGACGGCUUGGCCAUGCAGGGCAGGGGCUCAGCGCUGGAGCCUGGGGACCACCAUGCUGUGGGGUGGCUGGAGCAGGGGCCUGGGCAGCAGUGGAACUCUCACAGGGCUGGUCACAGCCCACAGCAGAAGCCCUGGGUGGGACACAGGUGGGACACACACAUCCUGCCCCAUCCCAUGGCCAGUGCCAGCCCCAGGGGCCGUGGCUUUGGGGAUGUUUGGGACACUGGCCUGGCUGACAGGGCUCUGCCCAGGACUGGGAAGCCCUGUGAGGGGGGGUUGGCACAGCGUCCUCGUCUCCUGCAUGAUGUUUCUCUCCAGUCCACCGGUACCCCACCUGUCUGCCCCAUGCCUGGCAGAUAGCUCAUCUUCCCUUGCCAACACAGGGUGACUUGGGCACACUGCUGGGACAUGGCAGAAGCAACUCACAGGGCCCCCCAUACAUUUUUGGGGAGUCUCACUGGCAGUCAAAUGAUGGGUGAGUUGAGACACCUCCUCAGAGAAGGAAAAGGCCUGUCCUUGUGCCCUGUUGGCUCCACUGCAAGGUCCAGCAGACACCUCAGUGUCUGCAGGGACACCUCCCAUAGAUUCAUUGCCUCCCCUGAGUCUGUCAUCACCAGCCCUUACCUGGGAGAUAGAAGAAAUAAAGUCACAAUCAUUUGGGAGCAAA